This is a messenger RNA of Phycodurus eques (leafy seadragon), 1749 nucleotides long. RefSeq names its product dyskeratosis congenita 1, dyskerin (gene dkc1). Gene Ontology annotation, molecular function: pseudouridine synthase activity; RNA binding. Gene Ontology annotation, cellular component: box H/ACA snoRNP complex. The transcript has 15 exons. Lineage: Eukaryota; Metazoa; Chordata; Actinopteri; Syngnathiformes; Syngnathidae. Bases 77 to 1561 code for a protein of 494 amino acids. The record is from RefSeq and is a predicted model, not a curated record. Gene Ontology annotation, biological process: snRNA pseudouridine synthesis; rRNA pseudouridine synthesis; mRNA pseudouridine synthesis.
UGCAACGAAGAAGAAGAAGACCCGGAAAGAGAAGAGGCGCAGCCAGAGGAGGGACAAGGCAACCAGUCGGAACAAGAUGGCGGACGUCGACGAUUCCGCAAAGAAGAAGAAGAAGGCCAAGAAAAUGGCUGAGGAUGUCGGGGAGAUCCAGCAGAGCGGCGACUUCCUCAUCCGACCCGAAAGCAAAGUGCCCGCGCUGGACACGUCGCAGUGGCCCCUCCUCCUCAAGAACUUCGACAAGCUGAACGUGCGCACGGCACACUACACGCCGCUGCCCAGCGGUAGCAACCCGCUCAAGAGGAACCUCCAGGACUACAUCAGAUCAGGCUUCAUCAACCUGGACAAGCCGGCCAACCCUUCGUCUCACGAGGUGGUGGCGUGGAUCCGCCGCAUUCUGCGCGUGGAGAAGACGGGCCACAGCGGCACCCUGGACCCCAAAGUCACCGGCUGCCUCAUCGUGUGCGUGGACCGAGCCACGCGAUUGGUCAAAUCCCAGCAAAGCGCAGGCAAAGAGUACGUGGGGAUCGUUCGGCUGCACAACGCCAUCGAAAGCGAGCGCGUGCUGGCGAGAGCAUUGGAGACUUUGACGGGUGCCCUGUUCCAGCGCCCGCCGCUCAUCGCCGCCGUCAAGCGCCAGCUGCGAGUGCGAACAGUCUACGAAAGCAAAUUGGUGGAAUACGAUGCAGACAGAAGGCUCGGAAUCUUCUGGGUGAGCUGCGAGGCGGGCACCUACAUCAGGACCCUGUGCGUGCACCUGGGCCUGGUGCUGGGGGUCGGGGGCCAGAUGCAGGAACUCCGGAGGGUCCGCUCCGGGGUCAUGGGCGAGAAGGACAACCUCGUGACGAUGCACGACAUCCUGGACGCGCAGUGGCAGUUUGAUCACAACAAAGAUGAGUCAUACCUGCGGCGCGUCGUCUUCCCUCUGGAGAAACUUCUGGUGUCAUACAAACGUUUGGUGAUGAAGGACAGCGCGGUCAACGCCAUCUGCUACGGCGCCAAGAUCAUGUUGCCGGGCGUCCUGCGCUACGAGGACGGCAUCGAAGUCAACCAGGACAUCGUCGUCAUCACCGCCAAGGGAGAAGCCAUCUGCACAGCCGUGGCCCUGAUGACGACGGCGGUCAUCUCCACGUGCGACCACGGCGUGGUGGCCAAGAUCAAACGCGUCAUCAUGGAGCGAGACACGUACCCUCGCAAGUGGGGGCUCGGACCCAAGGCGAGUCAGAAGAAGAUGAUGAUCCAGAAAGGACUUCUGGACAAGCACGGAAAACCCAACGGGAGCACGCCUGACGCUUGGAAGAUGGACUACGUGGACUACAGUGUCGCUGCCAAGGAGGCAGAAGCGAGCGCCACGCCAGCCAAGAGGAAGAGGGAGGCCGCUGACAGCGAAGUGGAAGCAACGCCCUCCUCGCCGGCCACAGACGAGACUCCCAAAGAGAAGAAAAAGAAGAAAAAGGAGAAACGCGCGAAGAUGGACGAAGCGACGGCAGAGACACAAGGAGAGCUUGAAAGUGGCAAAAAGAAGAAAAAGAAGAAAGCCAAAGAUGACGAAGCUUCGGAGUGACGCUCACAACCGCCGCCCAUUGCAGGACCGAGAGACCGUUGGGUUUUUUGUUUUUUUACCUUUGCUGUUUGAAUUGUAAAUAAUGCCUUUGAAAAUAUAUUUGUUCUUUGUGACAUUUUAGAAGAAUCUAAAAUGAAAGGUUGAUGCCAUGUAUCAAACAUUUACGUGAAUAAAAAACACUCUUGUAA